Molecule: messenger RNA, 1365 nt
Organism: Spizellomyces punctatus DAOM BR117
Lineage: Eukaryota; Fungi; Chytridiomycota; Chytridiomycetes; Spizellomycetales; Spizellomycetaceae
Exons: 6
Coding region: 16-1365 (449 amino acids)
Biological process (GO): positive regulation of DNA-templated transcription, elongation; regulation of transcription by RNA polymerase II
Cellular component (GO): nucleus; cyclin/CDK positive transcription elongation factor complex
Molecular function (GO): cyclin-dependent protein serine/threonine kinase activator activity
Source: RefSeq, a predicted model, not a curated record
ACUUCAACUCCCGAAAUGCUCGACCCACACCAGCAGGCACCACCACCGACAAUACCAUCGUGGGGAGAUCAGCAUGGGGGAAUCUUUGAAACCCCUUAUUAUUACACUCUCUCAGAUCUUGCAGCGCAUGCCAAGCGCACAGGUUUUUCAGAGGAAGAAGAAGUGGAAGCCAUGCAAAGGGCGACCAGAGUGCUCCGGAGAGUAUAUCGACGUUUGAAAAUUCCAGCCAAGACGUUCGCCACUUCGUCGUACCUUCUGCACCGCUUCUACGCCGUCUGGCCCCGCAAAAGCCCUUACUACACUGACGAGGAAGUUUGUUUGGCCUGCAUAGAUAUGGCAUGUAAAUUGGAGGAAACACCCAUUGGCAUGUCACAGUUGGCGCAGUACGUUUUAUGUGAGAGUCGAGGUGUGAGAAUGACUGAGAGUGAGGCUAAAACAGCGAUGGAAGGCAAACUUGCUCCACAUCAGCAGAAGCUUCUCGAAGCGGUUCAGUUCGAUACGAACAUCGUUCAUCCGUUUUCAAGUUGUGCGAAAUUUGUCAAGCAGCUUUUUGUCACAGCUGUAGAUACCCGGAAGAAAACUGCGCCAGUAAACCUAUAUCAGCGUGCUUCUUCCAUCAUCCUCGACAGUUAUUCGAUACCACUCUGCAUCCAAUUUCCCCCGCACGUUAUUGCCAUGGCAUCAUUGUACCUAGCCUCAAAGUUCUGGUCGGAAUUUCCAGCCGUUCAAAGCGAAUUUGUUGAGAGCUUGUGCUGUAGGAUGGAGGAAAUUGAAGACGCUGCAAUUCAAUUGCUUGAAAUGUAUCUUAGAGCUCCAAAUCCUGAAAGCUCUCCGACCCUAUAUAAACGCUUGCUGGAUGAGCUUCAAGAACGUGUGAAGAGUAGGCCACCUUCAUUGUAUACGAGUCCCGCGACUCCCGGAGCCGAUGCGUAUUCUACCAACAGCUACCCGACUUAUUCUCCCCACUCUCCACAUUCGUACUCCUCCUACUACGGUCCAGCCUCCAGCGCGAGUACGCCGACUGAGGAACGGUACGCAGGGCACAAACGACGGCGAACCGAAGAGGAUGAUUCCGGAAGACGACAAAGGGACAAAGACAGGGAGCGCGAUCGGGAGAGAGAGAGAGAUAGGGAUAGAGACAGAGAAAGAGAGCGGGACAGGGACUGGGAUCGAGAACGAGACCGAGAAAGAGACCGGGAUAGGGAUAGGGAGAGAGACAGAGAAAGAGAGCGGGACAGGGACUGGGAUCGAGAACGAGACCGAGAAAGACACCGGGAUAGGGAUAGGAUGAGGGAUAGAGACCGAGACCGAGAUCGGGGUUAUAGGGAGUAUGAGGGAAGUCGACGACGCGGAUGGAAGGGCUGA